This is a messenger RNA of Polychytrium aggregatum, 254 nucleotides long. RefSeq lists its product as uncharacterized. The transcript has a single exon. The record is from RefSeq and is a predicted model, not a curated record. NCBI's taxonomy places the organism in Eukaryota, Fungi, Chytridiomycota, Chytridiomycetes, Polychytriales. Bases 7 to 246 code for a protein of 79 amino acids.
GUAUGGAUGAGGAAGUUGUUGCUGCUGCUGCUGCUGCUGAUUUUUCAUCUGCUCUGUAAGCAAGGCCAAGAGUUGGUUGGAUCGAGCAAGACUCGAGGAAGCCGAUCGGAUUCGCUUCUCAAGCUCGGUAAUGGCGUCAAAGUUGCCCUUCGAUGCCAUCAGGGUGAGAUCUUCGACCGAAACCACGGACAUGCUGUCGCGAAGGAUCGACUUGGGGCUCUGUCCAGAGACUUGGGACAGAUGUGAGAAUCGCU